AUGGAGGAAAGGAGAGGAGAGAUUUGGAGAAAGAAAAAAUGCCAGGAGGUGGAGGUGGAGGAGGAGAUGAAAAAAUGGUGGAAAUUGGGACUGGGGAUUCCGAGUGAGAUUCUGGACGAUGAGGAGGGAUACGAUAUAGGAGGGUACAAUAAAGGGUACAAAGGGUUAGGGUAUGAUCUGGAGGGAUGGGAACCGGAACCGAAGGAUUUGAAAGUGACUUUCUCUAAACAAUCCUUCCCUGACGGGCCACAAGAACGGGAACAAAGAUAUCUUGAAGCGAAGCGUUGGAAAAGAUUGGUACAGCCAUUGCAGCAUGAGAUUCUUGCGAUUCAUUGA
This is a messenger RNA of Botrytis byssoidea, 336 nucleotides long. RefSeq lists its product as uncharacterized. The transcript has a single exon. The record is from RefSeq and is a predicted model, not a curated record. Lineage: Eukaryota; Fungi; Ascomycota; Leotiomycetes; Helotiales; Sclerotiniaceae. Bases 1 to 336 code for a protein of 111 amino acids.